AUGUACAAGCAGACAAAGGCCCAGCGGGCCCGGACGAUGGCGCUCUACAACCCCAUCCCGGUCAAGCAGAACUGCUUCACCGUCAACCGCUCGCUCUUCAUCUUCAGCGAGGACAACGUGAUCCGCAAAUAUGCCAAGCGCAUCACCGAGUGGCCAUAUCCUUGCUGGCGCUGGGGCGGGGGGCUUGGGGAUGACACUGAACCAUAUUUCAUUGGAAUAUUUUGCUUUGAAGCAGGCAUAAAGAUUAUUGCACUGGGUUUUGUCUUUCACAAAGGGUCUUACCUGCGCAAUGGCUGGAAUGUGAUGGAUUUUGUGGUUGUGCUUACAGGGAUUCUGGCUACAGCUGGGACCCAAUUUGACCUUCGAACGCUGAGAGCUGUCCGUGUGCUGAGACCACUGAAACUUGUCUCAGGAAUCCCAAGUUUACAAGUUGUUCUCAAAUCCAUCAUGAAGGCGAUGGUACCUCUCCUUCAGAUUGGCCUCCUCCUUUUCUUUGCCAUUGUGAUGUUUGCUAUCAUUGGAUUGGAAUUCUACAUGGGCAAGUUUCAUAAAGCCUGCUUCUCCAAUGAAACAGGUGGGUGAUGGGAAGACCAACUGGGAGAUUUCCCAUGUGGUGAAGACUGGCCGGCCAGGCGCUGUGAAGAAGGGACAUGCAAAAAAUACUGGGAAGGUCCCAACUUUGGGAUCACCAACUUUGACAAUAUCUUGUUUGCUGUGCUCACCGUCUUCCAGUGCAUCACCAUGGAGGGAUGGACCGAUAUCCUCUAUAAUACUAACGAUGCUGCAGGAAACAUGUGGAACUGGCUUUACUUCAUUCCACUUAUCAUCAUUGGCUCUUUCUUCAUGCUUAACCUGGUUCUUGGUGUCUUAUCAGGUGAGUUUGCCAAAGAACGAGAGAGAGUUGAAAACCGGCGAGCUUUUUUAAAACUCCGGAGGCAGCAGCAGAUUGAGAGAGAACUCAACGGCUAUUUGGAAUGGAUCUUUAAGGCAGAGGAGGUGAUGUUAGCAGAAGAAGACAAGAAUGCUGAAGAGAAGUCCCCCUUGGAUGUGCUGAAAAGAGCAACAAUAAAGAAAAGCAAAAACGAUCUAAUCCAUGCUGAAGAGGGAGAGGAUCACUUCACAGAUGUUUGCUCUGUGGGGUCUCCAUUUGCUCGGGCCAGCCUAAAGAGUGGCAAAAAUGAGAGCUCCUCCUAUUUCCGGCGGAAAGAGAAGAUGUUCCGCUUUUUCAUUCGGCGCAUGGUGAAGGCCCAGAGUUUCUACUGGGUAGUCCUCUGUGUUGUGGCCCUCAACACUAUGUGUGUUGCCAUUGUGCAUUAUGACCAACCAGAAGGUCUCACCACCACCCUUUAUUUUGCGGAAUUUGUCUUCCUGGGUUUGUUCCUCACUGAGAUGUUUUUGAAGAUGUACGGCUUGGGGCCAAGGAACUAUUUCCAUUCCUCGUUCAAUUGCUUUGACUUUGGGGUAAGAAGGGAAUGA
This is a messenger RNA of Python bivittatus (Burmese python), 1476 nucleotides long. Lineage: Eukaryota; Metazoa; Chordata; Lepidosauria; Squamata; Pythonidae. The record is from RefSeq and is a predicted model, not a curated record.